AUGCUCAGCUUCCAUCGCUUUCUCUCCAACCUUUCCUUGUUCUUAAUAUUCCCCUCAAUUUCACAAGCAGUAACACAUCAUCCUGACACAUCAGAGCUAGUUGUUAAAGUCUGCCGUCAAACAUCCAACUACACCUCCUGCGUUGAGACUCUCUACAGUGACUCACGAACUCCAGAAGCCGACAGGUUUACUUUGGCUGACAUUGCAUUCCGGUUAGCUGACGGCAAAGCCCACCAAGGUCAAGACUUCAUAACUGAGAUGCUCAAGAACCCCGGCCGCGACCGUGAUGCUCUCCUAACCUGUCAGGCUGAUUAUAAGAUAGCCAUUAAGGCUAUGAUAUCCGCCUUAAAUGACUUGAACUCCGAGACCUUUGUCUCUCUUCCACCUUUAGCCAAAAAAACUGGUAAGGCUGCUGCUCACUGUAAAUCUUAUUAUCCGCCUUUGACUUCCAACGCUCAGGAGCUUAUCCAUCUUUGUGAAAUAUGCACGGUCAUAGCUAAAUUAUUUAUAUCCGGUUAG
Molecule: messenger RNA, 519 nt
Organism: Mangifera indica (mango)
Lineage: Eukaryota; Viridiplantae; Streptophyta; Magnoliopsida; Sapindales; Anacardiaceae
Exons: 1
Coding region: 1-519 (172 amino acids)
Molecular function (GO): enzyme inhibitor activity
Source: RefSeq, a predicted model, not a curated record